AUGUGCUUUCUCUUUUCUUCUCUUUAUACCUGCGCUUUCUCUUUUCUUCUCUUUACACCUGUACAGAUUUGUAUAUUAAUCUACCUGUCUCUUUAUAAAACCUGUUUAAACAGGUGCUUUUUCCUUCUCUUUACACCUGUACAGAUUUGUAUACUAAUCUACCUGUCUCUUUAUAAAACCUGGUUAAACAGGCGCUUUCUCUUUUCUUCUCUUUACACCUGUGCUUCCUCCUUUCUUUUCUUUUCACCUGUACAGAUUUGUAUAUUAAUCUACCCGUCUCUUUAUAAAACCUGGUUAAACAGGUGCUUUCUCUUUUCUUCUCUUUACACCUGUGCUUUCUCUUUUCUUCCCUUUACACCUGUACAGAUUUGUAUAUUAAUCUACUUGUCUCCUUGUAAAACCUGGUUAAACAGAUGCUUUCUUCUUCUCUUUACACCCGUACAUAUUUGUAUAUUAAUCUACCUGUCUCUUUAUAAAACCUGGUUAAACAGGUGCUUUUCUCUUUUUCUCCUUACACCUGUACAGAUUUUUAUAUUAAUCUACCUGUCUCUUUAUAAAAAAAACCUGGUUAAACAGGUGCUUUCUUUUUUCUCCUUACACCUGUACAGAUUUUUUAUAUUAAUCUACCUGUCUCUUUAUGAAACCUGGUUAAACAGGUGCUUUCUCUUUUUUUCUCCUUACACCUGUACAGAUUUGUAUAUUAAUCUACCUGUCUCUUUAUAA
This is a messenger RNA of Acanthosepion pharaonis, 723 nucleotides long. NCBI's taxonomy places the organism in Eukaryota, Metazoa, Mollusca, Cephalopoda, Sepiida, Sepiidae. The record is from the annotation of a GenBank genome assembly.